GAAGCGGGGCCCGGGGCGCGCCGGGGCCGGGCGCACGGGGAGGGGGCGCAGGAAGCGGUCGAGGCCGGGCGCAGGAGGCUGCGGCGGCGGCCCCGGGAGCUGCUGAUCGGCGCCGGGACAAAGGCGCGGCCGCCCGGCGCCCCGAGGCGCCGGAGCCGGGGCGCACAGCCGGGGCGCAGCCCGCGCCCCCCCGCAGCGACUGACAUGAUGUUUCCACAAAGCAGGCAUUCGGGCUCGUCGCACCUACCCCAGCAACUCAAAUUCACCACCUCCGACUCCUGCGACCGCAUCAAAGACGAAUUUCAGCUGCUGCAGGCUCAGUACCACAGCCUGAAGCUCGAAUGUGACAAACUGGCCAGUGAGAAGUCGGAGAUGCAGCGUCAUUAUGUGAUGUACUACGAGAUGUCCUAUGGCUUGAACAUUGAGAUGCACAAGCAGGCUGAAAUUGUCAAGAGGCUGAAUGGGAUCUGUGCCCAGGUCCUCCCCUACCUUUCCCAAGAGCACCAACAGCAAGUCUUGGGAGCCAUUGAGAGAGCUAAGCAAGUCACGGCUCCAGAACUGAACUCCAUCAUUCGACAGCAGCUCCAAGCCCACCAGCUGUCCCAGCUGCAGGCUCUGGCCCUGCCCCUGACCCCACUACCCGUGGGGCUGCAGCCGCCUUCACUGCCGGCGGUCAGCGCAGGCACUGGCCUCCUCUCGCUGUCUGCGCUGGGCUCGCAGGCCCACCUCUCCAAGGAAGACAAGAACGGGCACGAUGGUGACACCCACCAGGAGGACGACGGGGAGAAGUCAGAUUAGCGGGUGGUCAGGGUGGGGAGGGCGGGGGGGACAAAGAGGAGACAAGACACACGCAGAGAGGAAUGUUCACCGCAAGACAGUAUAGCUCUGGAUUGGCUAAUCUCCUGGUAGUAUUUAUGGUAGCUGCUGGGGCCUUAGCCCUGCUUGUGUGCCACCCCCUAGCUUUGCUCUGGCUCCCAGUCUCCUUCCUCCUCCCCCCUGCAGCCUGAAUGGGUGAAUACCUGCUUGUACCACACAUAAGGCAAGCUGAGGCCUGAAGGCGAAAAGGGGAGGCCAGGUCAGAAGGGAGCAAAACCUCAAGAAGUCUAACACCCCCUGCACCUCCCCAUUUCGCACACGUAUAACUGACAGUCUGCCCGCUGGGCCCCCUCAGGGCACACCCCAGCUUCCCACCCUGGCACUGCAUGCAAACACAAUGCUAGUUGCCCCUUCCUGCCCUGGGCAUCCCUUUCUCUCCCUCCACCUCCCAUCCAUUCACCUCUGCUAGUUCCAGACAUUCAUGCCCACCUGGUCCUCUCUACUCGCCCAGUCAGGAUGAGCAGGGUGGGGGUGGGCAACCCAAGAUUCCCCUUCUCCCUUUCCCAAAUAAAGAUGAGGGUACUCAA
This is a messenger RNA of Pteronotus mesoamericanus, 1403 nucleotides long. It is a transcript of the gene TLE5, whose product is annotated as TLE family member 5, transcriptional modulator. Lineage: Eukaryota; Metazoa; Chordata; Mammalia; Chiroptera; Mormoopidae. The record is from RefSeq and is a predicted model, not a curated record. Gene Ontology annotation, biological process: negative regulation of canonical Wnt signaling pathway; regulation of DNA-templated transcription. Gene Ontology annotation, molecular function: protein binding; transcription corepressor activity. The transcript has 7 exons. Gene Ontology annotation, cellular component: transcription regulator complex; nucleus. The coding region runs from base 205 to 798 and encodes 197 amino acids.